AUGGUCAAUCCUCUAGCCGCUGCGCUCGGUCCAGUAGGUGGUCUUGCAGCAUGUGCCUGCUGUUUACUUCUUGCUGCUAUUUGGGGUCUUUUCGCUACGACGAUUGCCCUGGCCGCUAUUACAAAACAAUGGGUAGAUGCAGUAAAACAAGCUAACAGUGUGAGUGGUGCUGCAGAAAUGAUUUACAGUCAUUAUCUUCUCGUUGGAAUUUUAUGCUUAUAUGGCUAUUUUGGACUUCGGCGAGCACUUCGCUCUGCUAACUAA
Molecule: messenger RNA, 264 nt
Organism: Rotaria socialis
Lineage: Eukaryota; Metazoa; Rotifera; Eurotatoria; Philodinida; Philodinidae
Source: the annotation of a GenBank genome assembly